UACAUCAUGUCGGAGAACUCCAGUGACAGCGAUUCUUCCUGUGGCUGGACAGUCAUCAAUCAUGAGGGCUCUGAUGUGGAGGCCUUGGCCUCUGAAAAUGAAGGGCCGAGUGAGCCCGUGGAGCUGGGAUCAGAAGAAUCGGUGACCCUUGUGCCGGAAGACCAGCCAGAGGAGCCAGUGGGCUUGCAAGGUGAAUUUGGCCAAAAUGAUGCUUCAUCAGUGGUCGAUCAAAGUGGGCCCCCCUCAGAGACCCCCCAGCCAGCUGCAGAGGGCGAGAGAGAGCAAUUGCCCGAGGAAGGUGCUUGCGUGGGGGCGGUCAGUGACGAUUCCGAUAUUGUUACCCUCGAGACGCCUAAGAUUGAAGAAAUCGGAAGCCCAGAGGAAGUAUCCCUGGGGGAGGAGGAGGAGGAGGAAGCCCCCGUCUCAGAAGAUUUUAACAUGGGCACUUCUUCCAGCAGCCAGUACGCCUUUUGCCGGCCAGAAGCAGUUCUCUCAGCCCCACCCACCUCACAGGAGUCGAGCAGCGACGAGACGAGCCACGGCUCUGGCCCCACCCUGCGGCGCCGGCGGGCCAAGAAGAGGCCAGUCUCCAGCUCCGAGUCGGAAGAGGCCCCGCCUGGCGAACAGGAGCCCGAGCCCGUGCCAGAGCCCGCGGGCAAGCACCAGUUCAGCAGCGGCCUCAAUCGGUGCAUCAUCCUCGCUCUGGUCGUCGCGGUCAGCAUGGGCUUCGGCCACUUUUAUGGUACGAUUCAGGUCCAGAAUCGCCAGCUGAUGGUUGAGAAGACGCACGAAGAGGAACUGGACGGCGUGAAGGACCACCCCCUCCAGUGCCGGCCGGGCCCGGAGCCAGGGGGCGAGUGUCAGUUGCUGAAGGAAGGUCUGGCGACGUGCCUGCUUUCAACGGAGAUGGAGAAGAAGUCCUUUGAGUCUCAGCAAUGGAGCCUUGCUUCCGAAAACCAGCACCUGCGAGAAUCGCUCGAGAGGGAGGAGCAGGCCUUGGCCGUGCUGCAGGAGGAGCUGCGGAAGCUGCGGGAGCAGAUCAGGCACCUGGAGAACCGGAAGGAGGCGGCCGAGAGCCAGAAGCUGGAGGAGGAGAAGCACCGGCGGCAGGGCUUCAUGCAGCAGAAGAAGGCCUUGUUCACCGAGGCCCAGAUGCUGCGGCGAGAGCUGGACAAGGAGCGGCAGCUGACGGCGACCCUCCGGGAGGAGCUGGACCGGCUGAGCUCCCAGCAGGCUCCGCCCGCGGUGGGAGGCCCGCCGGAAGAGAGCCGGGGGAUCGAGGCGCUGCGGGGGCGGCUGGAGGAGCUGGAGAAGAAGCUGAGCUUCGAGCAGCAGCGCUCCGACCUGUGGGAGAAGCUGUACGUGGAAGUCAAGGGCCACGCGGAGGAGAGGCAGCGGGAGCGGGCGGGGAAGCCGGGCGGGAAGGGAGCCGGCAAAGCCAGGAAGAAGGCCAAGGCCGGCUUCUUUGGGUCGGUGAAGGAGACGUUUGACGCCAUGAAGAAUUCGACCAAGGAGUUUGUAAGGCACCACAAGGAAAAGAUUAAGCAGGCCAAAGAAGCCGUCAAGGAGAACUUGAGGAAAUUCUCCGAUUCCGUCAAGUCCACCUUCCGGCACUUCAAGGACACUACGAGAGACAUCUUUGAGGAGGGGGGGGAGAAGAGGCGACCCGGGGGGGAGGGGCCCCCCAAAGGGAAAUCGGGGGCCCACAAGCCGAUGCCCUACCGGGCCCCCGGCGGCCAGAGAGAGUCCCGAGAGGGGAGGGGGGCCAAGGAGGGCCGCCCCCCUCGGGGGCCCCGGGAGCCGGCCUCGCCAGAGCGUGGCAGGAAGCCCCAUGCCGUCCUCAAGGGCUGUGCGGGCAUUUUUGACUGUGCUCACCAGGAGUUCCUGAGCCUGUUCGACCGAGUCCUGGAUCCCAUCCGUGCGGAUGAGUUUCAUCAGCUCAUGCGCAAAUACCUGCAGCAAGAGGUGGACAACUUCCAUCACUGGAGGGAACUGGACGGCUUCGUCAGUCAGUUUUUCCACAAUGGUGUCUUCAUCCACGACCAGAUGCUCUUCACGGACUUUGUCAGCGACGUCAAGGAUUAUCUGGAAGACAUGAAGGAGUACCGGCGGGACAGGGAGAGGAAGGCCUUUGAGGACGUGGACAGUUACAUCUACACCUACUACUUCCGCCACGACCACCCCCCCCAGCAGGGGCCCAGGCAGCCGCCGAGGAGGGCUUCUUCCGCCCAGCACCAGGAAAGGCCCUCCCCGAAGUACCAGCAGCGCCACAGAAAGGAAAGAGAAGGCAAGUGGCACAAGCAGGGGCGCGCCAAUGGCCGGCACGUGGCAAACGUGGAGAUUGAGUGGGGCCAGCUGCCCUUGGACCCCAAGUACUGACGCUGUGGCUGUGUGGCCAAGUGCGGCCUGCCGAGGACAGCGUGGACAGGCAGGCGCCCGUGCUUGGGGUGGGGGGGGGGCGGCUUGGCCUCCCCCGUGACUCUCUUCUCCCCCAAGGACCAGCUGGGCUUCUCCGUCUCUCCCUCUCCCUCUCUCUGCCCUGGCCUCACUGCCCCCUUGGGAAAUCUUAAUUUGGUUGCGUUUCUACAAUUGCAAUAAAUCAGGGUACGCAGUCGCUCCUGUGUGGGUGUGUGUGGAAAACAAGCUUACUUGUGGAUGCUAGAACACAGCCUUGAUUCAGGCCUGAUGUCCAAGUAAUCGGGUGGUCUGUGAAAUUCAUCUCAUUUUGGUCUCAUAAUUGUGUCUUUGUUCCUGUGUUGCGGUGGGGUGUGUGUGUGCGCGCUGCUGUGCUUUCUGAUCAGCCUCCUAACUUGCAUUUGAAAUUUCCUGCACAUUUGCAAAG
Molecule: messenger RNA, 2842 nt
Organism: Gekko japonicus
Lineage: Eukaryota; Metazoa; Chordata; Lepidosauria; Squamata; Gekkonidae
Gene: CCPG1
Product: cell cycle progression 1
Exons: 9
Coding region: 7-2379 (790 amino acids)
Cellular component (GO): membrane
Source: RefSeq, a predicted model, not a curated record